Tarenaya hassleriana is the source of this 4517-nucleotide messenger RNA. RefSeq names its product ABC transporter C family member 8-like. The record is from RefSeq and is a predicted model, not a curated record. The transcript has 13 exons. Gene Ontology annotation, cellular component: plant-type vacuole; vacuolar membrane. Gene Ontology annotation, molecular function: ATP hydrolysis activity; ATP binding; ABC-type transporter activity. NCBI's taxonomy places the organism in Eukaryota, Viridiplantae, Streptophyta, Magnoliopsida, Brassicales, Cleomaceae. Bases 26 to 4399 code for a protein of 1457 amino acids. Gene Ontology annotation, biological process: transmembrane transport.
CUCUUGGAGUUGUCUGUCUUCUUCAAUGGCGUUUUCUCUUUGGACCAUUCCAUGGUGUGACGGUGAACUGGAUUUGGCCUCUUGUUGCUUCCAAAGAACAGUCAUUGACCUCUUAAAUCUGAUAUUCCUCUCUACCUUCUACCUGCUCGCCGUAAUUGGUUUUAUUUCAAAACACAGUAUAGUUCGGGGAAACAAGAAGAACUGGUUCUUUGUGACAGCAGCCAUACUUUGUUCUGUCACAAGCAUCGCUUACAUCGGUGCUGGAUUAAUGAAUCUGAUCGGCGAUUCCAGAGACGACAGUGGCUUGCCUUGGUUUGUUUUCUUUGUCAGAGGAAUCAUCUGGGCCUCGUUUUCAGUCACAUUGCUUGCCAAUGGCUCCAAAUGGAUUGAGAUUCUCAUAUCUGUUUGGUGGGUCACUUUUGCAAUCUUGGAUUCAGCUGUGAAAACAGAGAUUUUAGCGAGAGGAGAUGGUAUCUCGAUUGCUGAAAUCGUAACUUGGCCAUCAAGUCUUUUGCUUCUCUUUUGCAGCUACAAGAACUCCAUUGAUUCUCCCUCUCAAGAUCGGAGGGAAACAGGUCUUUCUGAUCCUCUAUUGACUGAAAACCCUAGAAAGAACUUGCUGACACUAUCCAAAGCCGGGUUCUUCAGCAGAAUAUCAUUUUCUUGGAUCAAUCCCUUGCUCUCAGAAGGCUACACGAAACCAUUAGCCCUCGAAGAUAUCCCGAGUCUAGUCCCUGAGGAUGAAGCUGAAUUAGCUUAUGAGAAAUUUUCUCAAGCUUGGGAUGCUCUUGUUUCGGACAAGAGGUCAGUGGACAAAAGAAAGUUGGCUUUUAGAGCCGUUUUGAAAGUAUACCUAAGGGAAAACAUGUACAUUGCAGUUUGUGCCUUCCUCGGAAUAGUUUCCGUUGUAUCCCUUCCUCUCAUGCUUUAUGCUUUCGUGGAGUAUGCAAACAGUAAGCAAAAAGAUCUUCUUCAAGGUGCUUUCAAUUUAGUUUGCCUGAUAAUACUGAAGCUGGUUGAAUCUUUGACAACGAGGCAUUGGCAUUUUGCUGCGAGAAGAUCAGGAAUGAGGAUACGAUCUGCAUUAAUGGCUGCUGUGUAUAGAAAGCAGCUGAAGUUAUCGAGCUUGGGGAGGAAAAGGCAUUCCACAGGAGAGAUCGUGAAUUAUAUCGCCAUGGAUGCUUAUCGUAUGGGAGAAUUCCUUUGGUGGUUCCAUACUGGAUGGAUUCUUUCCCUGCAGCUUUUGCUUUCUACAGCCGUGCUUUACGGAAUCGUUGGGACGGGAGCUUUCCCGGGCCUAUGCCUUCUUCUCGUUUGCAGUUUCCUCAACGUACCCUUCGCAAAGAUGCUUCAGAACUUCCAGGCAGAGUUUAUGGUUGCACAGGAUAAGCGGUUGAGAGCCACCUCAGAAAUUCUCAACAGUAUGAAAGUCAUUAAGCUGCAGUCAUGGGAAGAGGAAUUCAAGAAAAGGAUUGAGUCUUAUCGUACCGACGAGUUCAAGUGGCUGGCUAAGACUCAACUGAUGAAAGCCGUCAGCUCCUUUCUGUAUUGGAUGUCCCCUACAGUAGUUUCUUCCGUGAUAUUUGUAGGGUGUGCUCUGUUGAAGAGUGCUCCACUGAAUGCAAGCACCAUUUUCACCGUCUUAGCUACACUGAGAGUCAUGUCGGAACCCGCCAAGGUUCUGCCCGAGGCUAUUUCUGCAACCAUCCAAAUGAAUGUCUCUUUUGAAAGGAUUAACAACUUCCUGCAAGACGACGAGGUUGUAAGAACUGAAACUGAGCAGGAGAAACCUGUAGAAGUUGUUAACAUAAAAACAGGUAACUUCGGUUGGUAUGAUCCAGAGAUCAAGAUUCCAACUCUUCAAAACAUAGAUUUGGGGAUAAAGCAUGGCCAGAAGGUUGCGGUCUGUGGACCCGUCGGGGCAGGAAAGUCAUCGCUGCUUCAUGCAAUACUUGGAGAAAUACCGAAAGUUUCUGGAAUGGUAAAAGUGUAUGGAUCGAUUGCAUAUGUAUCUCAAACUUCUUGGAUCCAGAGUGGUAAUAUCCGAGACAACAUUCUUUACGGAAAGCCGAUGGAAACUGAAAGAUACAAUGCAGCUAUAAGAGCUUGUGCUUUGAAUAAGGACGUAGAGAGUUUUCCCAAUGGCGAUCUUACAGAAAUAGGGCAAAGAGGGCUUAACUUGAGUGGAGGACAGAAGCAAAGGAUUCAGCUCGCUCGUGCUGUAUAUAAUGAUGCUGAUAUUUAUCUCCUUGAUGAUCCUUUCAGUGCCGUGGAUGCACAUACAGCCGGAGAACUUUUCCAUGAAUGUGUUGUGGACUCAUUAAGAGAUAAAACUGUCAUUCUAGUCACUCACCAAGUGGAGUUUCUCUCUGAAGUCGAUCAAAUCUUGGUUAUGGAGGAAGGAAGGAUCACUCAGGCGGGUAAGUGUGAAGAGCUCUUGAAGAUGGGAGCUGCAUUUCAACAGCUUGUGACUGCACACAAGGAUGCAGUAACUGUAUUACCACCUCAAAUGAGUAAGAAUGAAGAUAGAGACAAAUGGGGAGGAAAUAUCACUGUUGUUGAAAACAAAGAAGAUGAUAUUGUUGAACAGAAUAAUGUUCAUGGAGUUCAACUUACCGAAGAAGAAGAAAAAGAGACGGGUUAUGUUGGAUGGAAGCCUUUCAUGGAUUAUAUCAAUGUCUCCCAUGGAUGGUUUCAUCUCUGGUCAUGCUUAUUGAUUCAGGUUGGCUUUGUUGCUUUACAAGCUUCAGCAACAUACUGGCUAGCCUUUGCCAUUGAGAUUCCUGAAAUCACUACAACAGUGGUUAUUGGAGUUUACAGUAUUCUCUCGGCUCUUGGUGUCGGUUUUGUGUACCUGAGAGGCUUUACAGUUGCUCAGCUUGGAUUAAAAGCUUCCAAGGCCUUCUUUGCUGGUUUCACCAGUUCAAUAUUCCGAGCUCCGAUGCUUUUCUUCGAUUCUACUCCUGUUGGUCGGAUCCUGACCCGAGCUUCAUCUGAUUUGAGCGUCUUAGAUUUCAACAUUCCAUUCUCGUUUAUAUACGUGGUGGGUACGGCUUUUGAGCUCGUAGCAAAUAUUCUUGUGAUGGCAUCGGUUACGUGGCAAGUAAUCGUUGUCGCUCUUCUUGCUAUGGCAGCAACGAAGUAUGUUCAGGAUUACUAUCUUGCCUCUGCAAGGGAACUAAUUAGGAUAAACGGAACAACGAAAGCUCCGGUAAUGAACUAUGCAACAGAGACGACACUCGGAGUUGUGACGAUACGUGCUUUCGGAUCAGAAGAAAGGUUCUUUAAAAACUACCUGAAGCUCAUAGACAUGGAUGCUGGGCUUUUCUUUCUAUCAAACGCAGCCAUGGAGUGGGUGAUUAUGAGGAUAGAGACUCUUCAAAACUUGACUCUAAUCACUUGUGCUCUUCUUCUCAUCCUUAUUCCUAAUGAAUACAUAGCUCCAGGGCUCGUAGGGCUUUCACUCUCCUAUGCAUUAACACUGACGCGAUCUCAGGUUUUCCUGACCAGAUGGUAUUGCACCUUAUCGAAUUCCAUCAUUUCAGUAGAAAGGAUUCAACAGUAUACGCACAUACCGGCUGAGCCUCCAGCAAUUGUGGAGGAAAACAGGCCGCCGUCCUCGUGGCCUUCCAAUGGUACAAUACAGUUGCAGGAGCUUAAGAUAAGGUAUCGCCUGACUGCUCCGCUGAUUCUCAAAGGAAUCUCUUGCACAUUCAAGGAAGGGACAAGAGUAGGAGUUGUCGGAAGAACGGGUAGUGGCAAAAGCACCUUAAUCAGUGCUCUAUUUCGCUUGGUGGAACCAGCAAGCGGUCGUAUACUGAUUGAUGGAAUUGACAUAUGUAGCAUCGGCCUGAAAGAUCUGAGAAUGAAACUCAGUAUCAUUCCUCAAGAACCAACUCUUUUCCGGGGCUGCAUAAGAACCAACCUCGACCCUUUAGGCCUUUACUCUGAUGAUGAAAUAUGGAAGGCACUAGAGAAGUGUCAGCUCAAGGCUACAGUUAGCAAUCUGCCAAACAAACUCGAUUCCUCGGUAAGCGAUGAAGGCGAGAACUGGAGCAUCGGGCAGAGACAGCUGUUCUGUCUUGGAAGAGUACUGCUGAAAAAGAACAGAAUAUUAGUGUUGGAUGAAGCUACGGCUUCCAUCGACUCAGCUACUGACGCCAUUAUACAGAGAACCAUAAGACAAGAGCUUGCCGAAUGCACAGUGAUAACAGUUGCUCAUAGAGUUCCAACUGUAAUAGACAGUGACAUGGUCUUGGUUCUGUCCUUCGGAAACCUGAUCGAAUAUGAUAAACCGUCGAAGCUGAUGGAGAUUGAUUCUUCCUUCUCCAAGCUUGUGGCUGAGUAUUGGGCUAGUUGCAGGGGAAGUUCUUCUGGAGAUCUUCAAAUCCAUAAGUAAAUGCAACAACCUUGUUUUAGAUUAAUUUCUUUCAGACCGGCAAACUCUGUGAAACCGUUUGGAGUCAUUUGAAGCAUGUGCAUUAUAUGGGAAUCAUACAAAAUUGUGAUUCACUAGU